Molecule: messenger RNA, 2062 nt
Organism: Bombina bombina (fire-bellied toad)
Lineage: Eukaryota; Metazoa; Chordata; Amphibia; Anura; Bombinatoridae
Product: chemerin-like receptor 1
Exons: 2
Coding region: 52-969 (305 amino acids)
Biological process (GO): inflammatory response; complement receptor mediated signaling pathway; phospholipase C-activating G protein-coupled receptor signaling pathway
Cellular component (GO): plasma membrane
Molecular function (GO): G protein-coupled receptor activity; complement receptor activity
Source: RefSeq, a predicted model, not a curated record
UUUACUUUCUGCUGCUGUGCAAGCAAAGACACUUUGCAUUAUCUUUACGGAAUGAACUACACAGCAGAUCCUGAAAAUGCUGAGUUGCGCCAUGUUGUUCAGGUGGUGGCCACAGUUACCUUUAGCUUCAUUUUCAUACUUGGUGUUAUGGGAAAUGGAACAGUAAUUUGGAUAACAGGAUUUCGCCUCAGAAGAACCAUAAACACAGUAUGGUUUCUAAAUUUAGCUCUAGCAGACUUUAUAUCAACAUUUUUGGUUCUAGUUACUGUCCUUUACUUGUCACUGGACCUUCACUGGCCAUUUGGACCUAUCCUGUGCAAACUGGUUAAUUGUAUGUUUGGACUUAGCAUCUACACUAGUAUUCUUUUGUUAACUGCCAUCAGUAUUGAUCGCUGUGUGCUGGUGCUGUUUCCUGUUUGGUGUCAAAAUUACCGCACAACUAGGCUAGUGUCAGCUGCUUGUAUAGUAAUUUGGGUCCUUUCUAUAGCCCUUGUACCAGGCUCUUAUACACUUUCAGAGAUGUCCACGGAAAGAAACCGAAGCUCCUGCAAGAACCUGGAUGUUUUUGAGGAUUGGGAGAGAAGAGAAGCUGAUAUUUUUACAGUCUGCAUCUUUUUAUACCAGUUUUUGGUGCCUCUAAGUAUUAUACUUAUUUCUUAUGCAAUUCUCCUUAUUACACUCCAUAGGAAAAAGCUUAACAGGUCUAGCAAACCAUUUCUUGUUGUCACUGGAGUGGUUUUCUCCUUUUUUCUAUGCUGGCUUCCCUAUCAUGCCUUUGCUCUGGCUCGAGUGUGUCUAGGUAGCCUACCUCUUGAGGUCAGCCUGAUAGGUGUACCACUUUCAAAGUGCCUAGCUAUGUUCAAUAGCUGCAUCAAUCCAAUACUCUAUGUUUUUGUUGGUAGGGAAUUCAAGGAUGCAGUCAAAAGGUCACUGACCCAAGUUUUUAAAGCUGCUUUUGAGGAACAAUAGAAAAUAUAGAUGCUAUGGAAAAACAAUACAAGAUUUACAAUUGACAUAAAAUGAAUCAGUGAUCAAAAAGGACAGAAGAAACAAAAUUGCCCAAGAAAGACAUUUAUAUCAAUUGCAUGAUGAGAUGAAAGAGAACUCAACAAAUAUAUUGUGGGUUAAAGUCAAAGAUUAAAACUCAAACAAUGUUCCUUAAAUGUAUUUGAAAGUUAACAUUCAGAAAUGGAAUAUACACAAUUUCUGUUUCCAGCAACGUUUGUCAGUUCUAAGGAUAACAUAAAAUUGUUACUUUGGCCAGAUAUGACUGUGCUGUAUCUAAAUAAGGAUUUAACUUCAACCCCUAAGGCUACAACAAAGUCAUAAUUAAAAAAAUCAAGGUGACUAAUCCUGAUCAACUCCUCUGUUUUCAGUCCGGGCCAUUAAAUGCUGAAGUUGGACAACCCUUUUUUGUAAAAUUAAGGACUGAUAGAGUAGUUGUCACCUUAAACAGUUUUAUAACAAUUUGAAUAUAAAGUGAUUUCGGACUUAUUUUACCCAUCCAAUAAUUACAGGUUUGGGCAGAUACAGUACAGCUGCCCACUACUCUAUUCCUGAAGGGGAUAACAGACCAUGAUUGUCUGGGGAUAAAAGGUGCAGGGCGUAUUUUGACAAAAUCAGAUUUCCAGGUGAGAGGAGAGAUAAUUAAGCUUCAAAAGAAAGGGAAAUUGUUGUGAUUGUUAAACCCCUAUUAGACUGCAGACAAAAAUGAAAUCUGUAACUCUCAUUGGAAUUUAUUGUCUUUGUUGUUCCUAAUAAAUCAUGAUUUGUGUGUAUUUGUAAACCUGUGUGCCCAAGUUAUAGAUUGUAUUAUAAAGUCACAACUAAAAUACCAUCAAUACAAUGUUAUUGUAUGCAUUGUUAAUAGAGAGGGAGUAUUGUGUUAUGCACUUCAAAAAAAAUCACAAACAUUAAUUUGUGUAAUACACUCAACUUGUGAAGUGAAAUUGUAUUUGUGAAAUAUGUGCCUUAAAACUAUUUUACAUAUGAACAUUGUUUAAAUGUACAGUCCUUUUAUAAACAAGGCAAAGUGUCCUACCAAUAAAAAUAAAUAAAACCA